ACAUAAUAAAUUAUCGUCUAAAAUGGCACUAAAACCAGAAAUGCAUCGAGAAAUCAUACAAGAAGCACGUGGCAACAUGGCAGGGAAAUCAUAUUAUUCGAGUAGUGCAGUGCGCGUACGUGAAGAGCACCAGCUUCGCCCUAUCCUGAAUUAAUCGUGGGAAAAAGUUGUUUUUGUUUAUCAAAAAUCGAGGAGAAUUAAGUGAAAGUGACCGAAAUGUGCGUGAGGGAGGGCCGCGGAGCCCCGGGGCGUCCCAUACCGUUCGGCCCCAUCUCCGUUUCCUGCAACCAAACUGGAUAUUAACCUCAUUUUGGUUAUAAACCGGAGGACAAUUCCAUCACCCUCAUCAUCAUCUUGAUCAACAAUGGUAAACAAUGACUGCGAUACGCCAUCAUCAGAUGGUGAUCGUGGAGAUGACAAAACGCAGGAUGGCGAAGGCGGCGGAGUCCAAACGGAUGACGCGGCCGCCCUCGGAUCCCGAUCCUCUUCGGAUCAUGAAGAACCACUUAAUCAGCAGGAUUCGAUCACCGCCGAGGGUGUCGUCACGAUGGAGGCCACCAAAACCGAAAUCAAAAGCGACAUGCCCCGAAAAUUGGAACAUCGCACGGUCAAACGGAAAUUGCUCUGUUUAUACUGCGAGCGAUCGUUCGGAAGUGCCAACUUAAGGCAAAAGCAUGUCGAGAGGGUGCACUCGUUAAAACCCUCACGUAGGGUGAGUGCGAGGAGGUUGAAUCAGCUGAGCGCCACCCCGUGCGGUUAUUGUGAUAAGUUUAAUGAUACGGAACAUACAUUAAACGAUCUGUUUCAACACUUGGCUCAGGAGCAUUCUGGAAAGUAUUUUGGAUGCUUGCAGUGUGAGGAACGAUUUCUUAACUCUACUCAGUUUGUUGAACAUAAUUCCAUUAAGCAUUUCACUGAGAAGCCUACUUUGAUGGUCCUUUUACCAAAUGCUUCCAGUCAGAUUGAGCAACUUGGGGCUGGCGGGACAGAGGAAGAAGAGGUGACCCAUAAGCUGACUCGAAGUAAAUUAAAAAGCAAGCUAAGUGAAGAGUCAUCUGUGAAAUCUGAAGAACGUGUGUUACCCAAACAAAAGAAAAAAUCGAAGCUGAAAGAGCUUCGAGAGAAAAAAAUCACAGUAAAAAGUAGUAAAAUCGCGUUGAAACGUAGUUCGAGGUUAAAACAGCAAGCGAAAGAUCCACAAGAAACGCAAAAGAAGCGACGAGACAAGACUGGCAAACAACAAUUAAAUUCCGCCGCUAAACAACUAGAUAAAUCUAAAACUGCCUGCAUCAAUCCUUAUCCGGAAUUCGAUCAUUUUUAUCGUGUGAAGAAAAUCUCCGAUCAUUCCAUUGACAAUUUAAAAAUUAGUUCCUUAACGUUCGACGAUGUGUUCGACAAAGCUUUCUUCAACCGAAUCAAGUGCAAUAUCGAAGAAAACUUGCUGCACCACAUCGACGGAAAACUUUUCAAAAACGAAGAGUCGGAAAACCGGAUAUCCAACUUUGAAAAGGUUCAAUUGGUGCAGGAACCCCAAAAUUCGAAUAGCGAGAAUUUCGGUUGUGAGUUGUCGCUGAACGCCGCCACACCCACCACCUCUCUGGCAAUUAACUCGCAGGUUUGCGAAGAUCUAGAGUCUCAAAUCGAAUACGGUUCUAAACCGUCCAAGAAAAAACCACCUGUAAAAAGUGACGAGGUGCAUUAUAAAUAUUUCACCAGGAGAAAAUACCAGGCGAGCAUUUUGCAGCAAAAAGAGAACAGGGACUUGAGCAAGCUGGACAUGUGGACGCAAAUGGUGGUCAAAGACCGACAAGAGAGACUGCUUAAUAAAAGGAAAAAUGCCAAGGAGAUGCAAGAGUAUACCUGCAGCGAGGAGUAUAAAAAUAAAGUGAGGAGACAGGAACUGAAUCGAAUACUGGACCGACGGGGCCCGUUCGAAGAUCUCAAAGAGGAGGCGAGCAAAAAGGCCGCUUUUGACAAGUUGAACUCUGUUAGCGCGAUCAGUCCUGAGGUGUUCAGUGAGGUGCGCGAAGUGCUCAACGACCUACUGAAUCGCGUUUUUGAAGCGAUCGAAGAGGAUGAAAAGGUUCUGGAUAAAGAUAAGUCUAUGGUGAUGGACCAGAGGGAUUAUAGAGAAAUUCCUGCGUUUUUAGAGCUGCGCCGUAAAACGUCUGCGACUAAUGACGAAAUCGACAGGUCCGACAAAAUCGCCUUGAUCUGCUCGUCGCAAGAGACUGAAAAUUUUGAAUUACCCUCGAACUCUAUUCGAGGCAAGAACGAACAAGUGGAGCUUACAGGUGAAUGGGCGAGGAGCCGCAUGUACAUAUGUGCGGCCUGCGGAGGGAAAUUUUCCAACAUGAAAUACUUAUUGGAGCACAAGAGCGCCUACCACCAGAACGUAUGGGUGCAACAUUACGAGUUUGUCGGGAACCAGAGCGAACUCUAUCGGCACCUGAGUAUUCCGGGUUUGGGAAAAGUGGGAGUCGUCGAAGAGACGAUUCCGUGUAAACAGUGGCGCAGGUCGGAGUCGCGCAUGUGCUCCAAGUGCGCAAAACAGUGCAAUUCUUUAGGGGAGCUCCACAGGCAUAUGCUAGAAUGUGGCGGUGAUUGGACGUGGAUGCUGGCAAGGCGGAAGGUGAAAUAUCGACCGUUCCGGUCUAAAUAUCGACGGAGACGUACCGGAUUCGAGCCAAAAACUCAACCCAAACGUAAGACUGAACCAACCGAAAAGAAAAUUUAUAAAAAACCUGUUUACACUCCACGACAAAAACCAAGCGAUGCGGAAACGAUUCAACGGAUGUUGGCAAAUUUGCCUGCCAAGCGUUGCCGGCGCAACGUCAUGUCCCUCGAUGCCGCCUUUAAAUCGAAAAAGACGAAAAACACAAAACAAAACGCUCAAUCGCCGAGUACAAAUUCGAAAUUAAAAUGCGGCAAAGCGAUCAUGGUCAAACACGCCUCGGAUAAUCCUAAUCACAAUCAAAAACGAAGAAAUUUACGGAGCCUUAACAGGGUUUUAUCCAGUCGUAUUUUAGAUGUGAACUCUACCUUGAUGGUCAAACGGAAGAUAAAAAGAUUAAGAAGUCAGCGGUUGACCAGAAGCACUGCCGCUGUUGAUAUUGAGGAGAAUGAGCGGGAUGUUAGCGAAGAGGCGGCACAAAAGAAACGAAAAGGGCCUAAAAUAGAGAUUGAAACUAGCGAGAGUAAAAUGCGACCUAAACGAGCUGUAGGUAACAGAUUGAAUCUGAAAAGCUUUUUCCCUGUAAAGAAGAAGAACUCUAACAUCCAAAAUAAAUCAGUGGAUGAUUACAAUGACGAUAGUACGCCCGCUUUUUCACAACACAAGAACAAAAAGGGAGGCCUCAAAGGGUUCGUCAGGGCCUUAAGUUUGAGAAAAAGAACUUCUCGCGAGGAGGAGAAUUUGAGGCGUGACAUAAAACCAACUGCAACACCAGAGACGAGCAAACGGAAAUUAAGCCGCUGUUUCCGCAACGUGAUCAAUAAAGUGAAAAAAUUAAAAAUAGAGAAGAUCGAGAAAAAACCUGAUUUUAUAGUACCGGAGCCUUUUUUAGAGAAACCACAAGACCACAACGUCACUCCUUCAGAAUCAGAAGAAAACCAGCCAGAUACAGAGAAACCUCCCCCUAUACCGGCAGACUCAAAAGAAAAUCCUCCGAUACCGGAAACGAUUUUUGAUUUGGCCGAUAAGGAGGGAGAUAAAAGUCUGCAAGCCAAAGGCGAACUAAAUUUCGACACUAAAAUACCGGACAUUCUGACGCCAGUGGCCAUAGAUACCACUUUAAAGCCCAAAAGUAUUCCUAUGGUAUCCCCAAACGUGAAAGGGAAAAUCCGUAAGCCAAAUCGCGGCUUAAACGACUGUAUCGCUAUGUUAACUAGCAAACUGCAAAAUAAGGAUGAUAAAGUUUCUUCCUCACUGGAAAGCCUGUUUAGCACCAGUUCGACUACUAGCGUAGAACCCCGUGCGAUUCCCAAACCGCCUAUCGUAACUUUCACACCUGCCGUAGAAGAAACUGCAUUGGAUCUCAGUAAGAAGUGUAUCAGCACCCCUAAUUUGACUGAUAUAGCGGUGAAAAAUCAUAAACCUUCGACAGUGACAUGGAAUUCCGUCGAUGAUAUUAUCCAGCAAGUGGUUGCGAGUAGCAUGUCCUACACCAUGGAAAAGGAACAAGAGCUGAUUGGCAAAAGAACAAAUUUGGACGAUACAAUUGAUUUUGUGGUCAACAGUUGGUUUGAUAAGCCUAAGAAACCCAAAAAGAGGCGUCAUUCUGACAAUAAUUUAAUUACCAACAUCCUGUUUGGCAAGGACAAACUUAUUAUUGCGCCAUCUAGUAAUCCUCAAAAUGACGACCCAUUGAUUGCCAGGAUUAAAGAGUGUGUCCUAAAAACUACUGCAGAAGUGCAGGACUCUUGCAAAACAAGCAAAGAGAAGCACGAACCGGAAAUAGUAUUAGAUAAAACAGUUCCUUUAUCAACUAUUCCGGUUUCACUGGCAGAGGAAACGUUAAACUUAAAAGUUGAAAAUAGCAAAGAUAUAACGGAAACUUCGACCACAGACAGCCUUAAAGAAAACUUACAAGAAACUCCUAAUACGGACCAAGUAAUUGUAAAAAAACCGCGCAAAAAAAGAAAAUUAAAAUUCUGCCAAAGGAAACGUACAUCUGCCGUCAAACCUACAAUUGUCACAGAAGAAGAAAUUUCCACAAUAUCGGAACCUGUUGAAAGUGGCGCGUCAGCAACUGAAUUUUCCUCGCAAUCACGCUCCUCAAGUGAACCAAAUUUAAGCGAAAUGCCUUCAAAGGUCGAUAAGCCUUUGGCGACAUUAAACUCGCAACGGACCAGGAGAAAAUCGAAAAGUUCUAAAAGGCUGGAUAAGCUUGACAUUGACAUGUUCAAAGAGUUUGCUUUGGUUAUCAAUAAAAAGACUAAACGGAUUCCUCCGACCAACAUCGUGGAUGAUAAACUAGAUGAAGCCAAUACGGAAAUGGACCUGAACGAUUCAGUUGAAGAAAUGGACAUGGAAAUCGAAGAUAUUCCCAUUAAUACCAAUAUUAUUGAAAGAAAUGACCUUAGUUUCGUUCAAGUGAUAAGUCCAAGGCCGGAGGAACUGGCAGCUGUGUCUAACGACUUGGAUCCACUAGGCCAGGAAACUGAAUUAAAUCUGGCUGCACAAUCAAAGGAACCUACUGAAAAAAGCCCUUUAAGGAACAAAACUGAUGGUUUUGAACAGGCUGACGUUAAUGAUUCAAAGGACGAAAUAGACGGAAAGAUUUUUAUCAGUACACCCGUAAGUCAGAAACUGGAAGAUUCUGACCAUGCAGAUAAUAAUAUAUUAGAAUUAGAUAACAUACCCGCAGAAGAUCAUGGUUUAACGUUACAACAGUCAGAUCGAUCUCCACGCGAUGCCAGUAAUGUAUUGGACAACGGUUCAAAUCCAAAACAAUCAAGUAGUAUUGAGAAGGAGGCCGAUCAGCCUGUAAAUAACGUAAUUUUAUCAGAUCAAAAAGAGUCGGAAGUUGCAGAUCAGUUGUUUACUGAAAAUGACAAUACUUCACAAGUAACUGAAAAUACUAAUGAUCCUGUAGAAGCUAUAACAAAUACAGUUAAUUCAGCUGAAGUCAUAGAAAAUGAGGAAAUAACGGAAAGUAAAAAAGUGCCAAAAAGGCCUCAGAAAAAGGUUAAAAGAAAAUAUGUGCGAAAAAAACCACGAGGCCAAAAUGCUUGUUUAAAAAAGGAUGAGAACUUGGAAACAGUGGACUCUGAGAAUAAAGCCAUGCCCACAAUUGAUUUUGUACCAAUCAAAGAUGACCAACAAAAUCCAGAAACUACUGAAUUAACCAGAAUUUCCCUGGACGAUGAAAAAAUAGACAAUCAAACCAAUUCAGAGGAAAUAACUACUUUAAAUAUCUACUCUAAAUCUUUUGAAAUUGUAAAAAACUUACCAGAAGAGGAUCCUAUUGCGGAAAAUGCAACCGAAACCACUCCAAAAUUGCCUAAAAAACGUGGACGAAAAAAAUCAAAGACAACUCCUCCAGUGAAAACUUCUCCAGUUCAGCAAGAUGCAACUCGUCUAACUCCUGUGCUAAACAAAAUCGAUUUAUCUCCAGAAAUAUUGAUAGAAAAUUGUGCAGAGGCAACAGUGAAACCGGUUAAACCGAAACCACGAGGAAGACCUCCAAAGAAAGGGCGAGUUUCAGAUGCGAAAUUGAGCGACUCAGAGUCACCUUUGGUUGAAACCUGUAAACAGACAAGUACAGGCAUAGUGGGCGUAGAAAAGAGUGAAGAUCCUCCAAAGGAUUCGGUCGAAAAAGAACUAGACGUUGAAAAUCAUAAGAGCGGUUUUAUUGCAACAUCCGAUGAAGAGACGAUAGAAGAAAAAUUGGAAUCUAGGAAAAGCGAGGAAAGGUUCAGAAAAAGUGAAUCCCCUAAACUUAUUAUUGCCGAACAACUUGCUGAGGUGAACAAUAUUGGAGAAGUUGCAACAAAAACAAAACGAAAUCGUAAAGUUAUCAGUUACAACGAGGACGAGUUGGAGAAAAAGGCGCUUGAACAUGCGGCAAAGCUCAAAAAAAUUGCCAAGAUGAAAAACAAGGAGAAGAAACUGAAAAAAGGCACUGAAGAAGUCCAACCGGUACAACAAAUUCUUGAAAAAAUUGAAUUAGUUGACACAUCAAAACCAAAAGUCCUGCAGCUUGAACCGAUUGGGUUCAAUAAGGGGUAUUAUCCAGUAAUAGCCGAGGCAGUAGUAGAUAUACUCCACAUAGAUCAAAUAGAAGCUUUAAAGGAGGUCAAUAAUGUUACGAAAUAUGGUGAUUUGUUGAGGCCACUUGUGAAUUUAGACUUGCUCACAUUAACUGAUGAAACAGAAAGAAAAGCAAUUGACUCAGUUUUCAAACCACAAUCUUUAGAUGGCGCAAUUAAUAAUAUUAAUUCAACGAUUAGUUUAGAAAAAAAGGACGUUGAACCAACUUCACCAAAUGCAUUUUCUGAUCUAGUUAGACCAAAAAAGCUAGAACCUUCGGAAGACUUAACUAAAAAACUCGAUGAAAAGUUCUUGAAUCAUCUAAUUCCUUUAGCACCAUUGGAAUCAGGUUCUUUUCUGAAAGACUCAGAGUUUCUAGGUGAUAUAUCAGCAAGCCCCAAUAACAUAAAAGAUUCAGCGUUACCAAAUAAAUUCCCUGAUAUUAGUGAUGAGAAAAAGCUUCAGUCUGGAGGUAAAAGUCCGAUUGAGAAGUCCAAUAGACAUUCUAAGAAGGCCAAUCAAAAUGUCAAUCUGCUGAAAGAGGAAGUUAAGAUAGGUUUUGAAACAAUUGGACAAUAUGAACCAGAAACCUCAGUUGAUUUACCUGAAAGAACCAAUAAUAUUAUUCUUGAAAAAGCAGGCGUUAAUUUAGAAUAUCCUAUUGCAGCUAUCCCAGAAGAGUUGCCUUCUCGAAAUAGUAAGGGAAGAUUCAAUAGAAAGUCUAAAAAAACUAGGACUUCUAUUAAUCCUAUUAAAUCAGCUGAACCGGAGUAUGUGGACCCAGUUUCUGUUGAAGAAACACCAAAUUCUAUAAAUGAAACUGCCAAUACCGCGAUAAGUUCUGUUAAUGCUGUAACUCCAGAUAAGAAAGAUAAUUCUAUAGAUUUCCCCUACAAAACUGAUUCAGAAUAUUUAUGUUCUUCAAAUAAUUUCACAGAAAGGCUCAAUAAAAAACUUAGGAAAACUACAAAAGAACCUUUUGGGGAUAACAUAGUUGAGGCAGCAAAUUAUAAAAAUGACAUAAAUUCGAUUGAAAAUGAACUUCAAUAUUAUCCAACUGACGCAGCAAAUAAAAGAUUCAGUACGACGUUUAAUAACAUAUCAGAGAAAAAAGAAGUUAUGGAUGAGCUUAAAACCCUUCAAUCUUUAGUUGAUUUGAAUUUAACUUGCCCCAAAAAACUCACAAAGAGCAGCAAUAAUACAGUUCCCUUUAAAGAAAGUGUUCAAACAUUAUCGAGUAAAACCGAAGAAAUUGCAUCUGCAGAUAUUAAUGUUGUAAGAUCAGAUAACUGCGAAAUUGUUAAUGUUGAAGAAGAGUCGUCUAAAAGUAUUAAUAAACUUGAAAAGGCAGAAGCACAGUCUGUUACUAAUUUAACCAAAAAGUUAAGCAAAAAAACGAGGAAAAAUAAGAAUAAUAUGAUUUCUGCUAAAGAAGAAACUGAAGCAACAUUAAUGGGCAACUUAGUAUUACAACCUCCAAAUGAAAUAGAUAUGGUAUCCAAUAAAAGAGAAAGUAGUGAUAAUAGUACUAUAGAAGAAACUGAUGAUUUAGGUUCACUCUAUAAAAAUCCUGUUACAUCUGAAACAGAAGAAUUACAGUCUAUUGAUAUUUCAAUAAAAAGGGACCACAAACAUUCCAAGGAUAUUAAAAAUGAUUUAAUUCCGGCUACUGAGGACAUGGAAUUAUCCUUAGACAAAAAUAAAACAGAGGUACCUCUAGAAGAUAUAGGAAAAACUGCUAAUGAAAAUAUUACCGAAAAAGACGCAGUUGUGCCAGAUCUGCAUUAUGAAAAUCCUAAUGCAACAGAACAUCUAAAAUCUUCAGAUGAGCCAAUUAAACAAUUUAGUGAAAUGUCUAAGGAAACCGAUAGUUAUACAUUUCAAGGCGAAGAAGAAACUGGAUCAUCUUUAUCAGGUCAAACCAAUACAAACGAUAUACACGCUCAACCUGAUAAAGCUUUAGAAUCAAACAAAAAUGAUAUUUUUAAUGAAAAUAUUAUUGAAAAAGAAGCUGUUGAGACUUCUGUGACAAAUCCAGAGGAAUUGCAGGCUUCACUUGAUGAUUUAAAUAAAAAAUGCAGCAGAAAGAGUAGGAAGACCAAAAAUAAUGUAAUUUCGGCAGACGAAACUAAAUCAUCACUAUUAACGAAAACUGAAACGGAAAUAUUUCAAUAUUUAGGCGAAACCUCUAUGGAGCCCAAAAAAGAAAUUGUUACUGGCAAUUUUCUGGAAAAAGAACUUACUUCAGAUCUUACAACUGCAACAGAAGAGAUACAGUCCCCAGAUAAUUUAGCAAAAAAGAACACUAAAAAAUCGAAGAAAACCAUUAAUAGCUCAUUCCCUGAACAAGAAGAAGUUGAAUCAACACCGUUGAUCAAAACAAGACCAGAGGAACCAGAAUUUACAGACGAGCAAGUUUUAAGAUCCAAUAGAAGAUCCAGAAAGUGUAUCAAUUAUAAUGAAGAUAUGUUUUUUGGGAAACCUGCCAUAGAGAAGAAUGUAGAUGUGAUUACCGCUAAAGACAUUUUUGAUUUUGAAGAGAGUAACUCAGAUGAAGACAAGGGUUAUAAAAGCAUGUUAAAUGACACUGAUAUUCCUGCAGAACAAUCAUAUGAAAAUUUAAAGAGCAAAGUGAAAAAGAGAGGGAGAAAGAAAGCUGGGGUAAAGGAGGCAUUUGAGUUUCAGCACAAUAAACAACAGAUAGAAAAUAUAUUCGAUUUUGAGGAGAAACUUGAUACGAGUAAUAAGGAAUCAGCUAUUGAGACUGAUGUUGUUAAUGAUAUACCAUCAGUAACCAGUGAAGAUAACAUUUUAAAUAAUGAAAAAAUUAAGCAAAAAAAGCAACGAUCAAUUAAACAAAAUAAUUUCCUCGAAAAUACAAUAAAUGCACCGUUAAAAUCGGGCAACAAAACCAAAAACAAAAAGAAAGGGAAAUCAACAGACACCCAAGAGCAAGAAGAUAUAUUUGAUUUCAAGGAUGAAGAGGCUGAUGUAAAUGUAAAAGACGAUAUGGAAUACCAAUUAGAUAUGACUGACGGCUCCAAAAUCAAAAUUAAAAAGUGUUUUAUAAACGCCAAACCUAAGAACGUUGAAGAUAAACUUGACCAUCGUGAUAUUAUGGAACCUAAAAGUUUACAAGUUGAAGAAACUCCUCCGGAAGCCAUUAAAGACGUCUUUGAGUUUGAAGACAGUUAUUCUGAUAAGGAUAAUGAUAAUAAGACUGAGAAUAUGCAGCUUCAAAAAGGCAAAUCAAAAAAACGUAGGAAGGGCGGUAAACGUAAACAGGCGUUAGCUGCCAAAGAAGUUAUUACUGAACAACUAUUGGAUGAACCUGAAAAAGACGAUCACAAACGAAUAAAAAAAAACUAUACAGACUUAGACGUGUCAAACAUAUUAGAAUCUGAUUCGUCGAGCAGAAGAUCAUCGAAGAAGGUGGAACUAGUGACCAGUGAGGCUUCCAUAAAUGAUAUUACUUAUAAAGAACCGAACAGUCAUUCAUUUAUUGAGAAAGAUAUAAAUAUGGAUGACCCAGAAAGUUCUUUAUCUAUAAAGAAGGAUAUGAAUGUAGAUGAACCGAAUAUACCGAAACUUCAUGAAGAAAUCAUAUACCAGAACAUAGAUGAAAUUAGUUCUAAGGCAUCAGACAGCUUUAGCAAUGUUGCCUCUCCCUUAUGCUCUCCUUCAUAUAAUAGUGAAGAUUCCUUGCCUCUGUUAGAUCGGGUGCAAACUGAUAACAUCAAACCAAAGGACAAUGACAUUCUAUUCGAUCAGCUCUUACAACUCGGUCCGACAUCAGAAAAUAAGAAUUCAGACUUGAUUGAGGAGCGUCCACUAGAAAAAUCCACUUUUGAAGGCCGUUUGACUAAUAUUAACAUCAAGGAGUUGUUGUUGAGUAGCGUUGCGCCGCCUGAUUCGUCUUAUACAGACACUGAAGUUGAUGAAAAGAAAAUAGCAAACACCAUUUUGCCGGAAGCCGUGACAAUUUCUGCUCUCAAAGAGAUGUUUUCGGAAAUUAAACCUUUAAGUGAAAUAAUUAACAGUUCCGAAAUGGAUAUCGCCCCGGUACUAGAUGAAAUCGAUAAGUCGCUUGAAAGCGAGGAUAUUUAUGAUUUCAAUGAGGAUGUCCGUACUCCACCGAUUUCUAAGCGUCGCAGUAAAAACAUUAAAACUUCUGUAAAAUCUAAAAAGCGACUUGAUAAAUCAAUUGAUAAAGAGGCCGAAGAAGAAGCACCUCUGAAUGGUAAAAUUAACUCAGAGACAGUUAAAGAAUCGGAUCUGGAUGCUAAUUUAAGACGCAGUCGACGUGGUAACCGUAAAGUGGCGUCUUACAACGAAAAUGAUCUGAUUGAUCCUCUAAUUGAUGCUUUGGAAAAGCGGCGCAGUAAAGGCAAAAAGGUUGAAGAAAAACUGAUCCCAAACAAUAAUAAGCCAAACUUAAACAGCGAAGAGCUAUUUGAGUUGUUGAAAAAAACUAAUGACGUUCAAACUGCCAAGCCCCUUGAGCCGGUUUAUAAUGAUGUUCAAGAUGACGAUGAAUGCAGCUCAAACGGAGCUUUUGAUAACGUUCCGGACGAUGAUUUUGACGAGGUACCUGAUAAAGUGUAUGACUUUACAGAAGAGUCCCCCAAGAAUACUGAUCUAUUUGUCAAGAAAAGUAAAUCACUAGACGCUGACUCAAAUUACUGUGAUAUUUGUAAAAAAUCGUUUAUUAGACUGGAAAACUUAGUAAAGCACCGAACUACUCUUACUCACAUUUCGAAACUAUCCGAACUAGAGGCCAAAGAAGCUGAAGAACGCUCUAAAGCGGAAAAACUAAACAAACCCAAGGAAGAUUUUGAGAACAAUCCGCAGCCUAACCAUUCAUUGAAGUUAGUGGACAUAAUCAGUGACGUUCUCAAUAAGCCUGUUCUACCAAACUUCGAAAAUCAACCGCAAGAGUUUUUGCCCCCAAUCGAAACUAACAAUAUCAGAUAUAAAAGUUUGGGCGAGCGUAAAAGUUUCGAAUCGGAGCAUUUUCAGCAAGCACCUGUUCCCUAUCAAAACAGCAUUUUAGAAAACCAAAUCAACCUGCUCGAGAAUAUUAUCGAAAACAAUUUAGAAAAUAUCGCCAGCAAUAACAGGCACAAACAAGAGAGCGACGAAAUUUCCUAUUGUUCUUCAGCUUCAAACAAAUCGGCGUUGCAAAUUAAUACGGACGCAGAUUUUAUUAAGCCCAGCCAGUACGAGGAAAUUUCCGAGGAUUCGACGAGCGCCCGCAUCUACGACGAAUCGAAGCAACGCAAAACAUUAAAUAGAGACGAAGAAUUAUUUCUGGAGUGCUGCAGCCUGUUAAAAAGUGGCUCAGAGGUCUCUAACUCGGUUAAAACAGCGGCGGAAUCGAAUUUACUGAAAAGCAGAACUGUGAUACCGGCGCCGGAGGAGGCGCAAGAGUAUACUGACCAUUCGAGAACCCCGACUCCCCUGGGUGAUACUUAUGACGAUGAUGCCUCGAAUUCCAAUACGAUCUCUUCCAACUGGCACUUGAGCUCCGAGAGGUCUCUGGACAAGAAUCGCAGUUUUUCGUUCAGGGAAUUGAAGGAGAAGGAGGCGCCUGGCAUUUCAUUUGGUGAGGUGUUAACUCAGGGAUUGAAGAACCAGUUUGAGAGCUGUGCUAAAUCAGUUGAAAGAGCCGAGGAAUUUUCAUUGGAGGAUCCACCGUUAACUGAAGAACCGUUAUCACCCAUCUCGGACAAAAGAGAUGACAGCGACUGCGAAACUGCUAGUAAAAAAAUUGUGACAAAGGGUGCUAGAAAAGUCUACGAAGGCCUAAAAGUCUCAAUUCCAACUGAAGACUUGAAUUUAGAAGUUUUAAAUACGAGUCCUCAGAAUCGCAAACCAGAUCCGAUCAGAACGAGUCCGGAUAGUCCCAGGGUGAAACCGAGAAAAUCCAAACCGGUGAAAAAGUCUCAAGUGGGAAGCAACUUACUAUUUAAAGUCACUAAGAAGAAAAGCCCGGUAGUAUCUGCGGUGGCUGAUGACGUGUUUAUUAAACCCGAUCCGAUUUUGAUCGAAAAGCCGAAACCGGAGAGCGAUAAUGAUAGUUAUUCGGACUCAAUUGGGGCAGAUGCCAAGUCUGUAUCGAGUUUUUCAUCAAUCUCAACUGUGCCAAUCAAAAAACCUGAUAAUACCCCAGAAAAUAUCACCAAAAAAAAGUACAAAAUUAUGGGGAAGAUUUUCAAGCACGCCGCCAGGUCCAAACAAGAUGAAAUAGAAGAAGAGCUCCGAAAUAUCCCAGAGAUUCCUGAAAUAGACAACUUGGAAAUGGUAGAGAAUUACGUGCGAAGCUGUCAGGAGGUUAAUAAGAGUCUAUUAUUACCUUCAGCAGGUGUACCAGAAGAAGCUUCGAAAAAACCCAAAAUGUCUGAAGAAGAAAUGAAUCUCCUCUUUGACCAGCUACUCGGCAAAGAAAUCCAGGAGACCCAAGCGAUUAUCGAAACAAAAACUAAACAAGCCGAACCCAAAAGAAAAUACAUCAAAACGAAAGGUCGUAAGAGGGCUCGCACCACCUCCGAUGCCUCAGAUGACGACUUUAACAUAACGAAAACAACAAAAAAACGCACCAGCAAAAAGAACAACCAAGAAGACUCUGGAAUUAAUUUGGAAUUGGAACUGAAAGAGUGCAUCGGCGUGGCGAGCAGAAAAAGCCAACGGUCGUGCACCAGCGGAAAACAAAACGUCCUGGUGGAGUAUUGGAGCUCCGACGAGGAGGCAUUUGAGGCGAUGCUGGAGAGCCAGAUAACGGCGAAAAAGGAGAAAAAGAAACUGCUGACCGCGGAAGAGACGAUGAAACCGCCUGCGGCACCACGACCACCCAGCAAACCGAGAAAGAAACCAUCGCAAUCCAAAAAACCGCCGAUCUCCGCGGAACAAGCCGCGACGAACAGACGUAAGAGGGCGGCAGCCAAUCCGCUCUACCAUUGGUCCAGUUCGAGCGAGGACGAAUCGCAAUCGUUGAUCGAGGUGAAGCCCAUUAGGGAGGAAGACGAUGACGACGAUCGGCCUAUUCAGCACGGCUGGAUCGUCGGCGAUUCACCGAAGAAAUUGGUCACCAUGUUGGCCUUGACUAAAGGUAAGAAAACGGACUUUGACGGGGUGAAGGAGCAGGGAAAACGGCGUACCUCUAAUACGACCAGCUGACGAUAAAUGAACUUUUGUAGUUAAGUGAUUGAGUGAGUGAGGUUAGGGUUGCUUUCCAAGAAUGUUCGGGCUGAGAGAGAGAGAUAAAUUCAUAUAUUAUUUAUGUCGAUGACAAAAGGUUUAUUUGUCGCUUAUCAUUGCCAUCUUAGAUGUAUGGAUUGCACAAAAUGUCUCAUGAGCAUUUCAGAAACCGUAAAAAUAUACGCAAUUUCGUGAAAUCGUGGGUAAAAGAAUUGCAUAAUUAAUGCCUAAAUGAGGGUUUAAAUCUUAAAAUAUUCUAUAAAUUCAUUUUUUAUAUGGUAAUUUUUAACAACGAGUACUUUUUUUAAUUCUGCAUUUCGGUUUUACUGAGCCAUCUUCAACCUGUUUUUUCUAAUGUAUUUUCUUUAGAAAAAUUGUUUGGAUUUGAUAUUGUUAGUAUGCUACCGGUUUCAUUUUCAGGCAGUUUUACAUCCAGAUAAAAUCAUUAUUUUAAGCACAUUAAAUCCUCGGUUAUCCGCCAGACGGGACCGAGUUUCGCCGGAUAAUCGACAACACAGAUAAUCCACAGACCAUUUUUUUUUUAAAUAUUUAUUUAGACAAACAAAAAGAAGAAACGUAAUACAACAUACAUGUAACAAAAAGUAAAAGUUUCAUGUACAAACGUAUACAUUAAAAAAUAUUAUGUAUUCAACUAUUUAUGUAAAAAAAUCACUAAUUAUUGUUUGUUUGUUUUUAGGCUUUGUAACUUCUACACUUUAUAAUUUUCUUCAUAUUUCAAAAGUCAAAAUCAAGUUUAUUGUGCAUUAAUACAGCAUAUAUACAUAAAAGGUGUUAUUCGCGUAAAACGAUCUUCCAUAACACCAUACAUUAUACAUACAAUUACGGUACUGUUAAAAAACAAUAAUAAGAAGCAAACAGUUAAAUAAAAAUAAAUAUACAGACAUACAGACAUAUUUCUCUGCUUAAUAUAUGAAGACCACAGGGGAAAAAGAGGGAAUGUCACGAAAUAAAAAUACUGAGAUAUAUCCAUUUUAAAGUUUGGAACUUCUAAGAUUCUUAAAACUGAAAUGGUUGAGAUAUGUCAAAUAUUAUUUAUUUAACUGUCUGCUACACGUAUUCGAAAGCAUUGCAUUUCAAAACACAUUUCUAUACAAAAAAUAUACAAAAAACUAAAAAACUUCAAUUCUCCAUAGCAAAAAUGAGGAAUGUCCAAAAAAAAAUCAAUUUCCAAAGUAAAAAGGGGUAAUGUCCAAUAUUUCGAGGUUUCAUCUAUCAUAGUUAUAGUAUUUGUUCCAUAUUGAUUUAAGACCUAAAAGUAGAUAAUAUUCUAUGAGUAAUAGCAAUAAACUAAUCAAAGGAAAUAUCUUACCUCCGUAGUUUUAUUGCUGCUUUUUCUUUUUGUUUUUAGCGGCAUGAGGUAACUUAUCAUAAUAGUUUUGAGCUUCUUGAGAACAGAACAUUUUCAGAGCUUGCAAAUCUUUAAAUUUUUCCUCGCUUAUUGGGAUUAGACCUGAAAAUCGUAUUCUAUGAUUAAAAGUUUUAUAUUUAAAAAAAAAACUUACCUUCAUACUUUCGGUCAGGAUAUAAAAAUUCAUCAUUUCGCAAUACAGGAUAAAUUCUCGUCUGUAUAGGUGGUAGUCCUGAGCUUGGUUCCCAACACCCAUUAUAGGAACAUCUAUGUGAAACAAGUCGGGGGUGCCUAAUUGUGACUUCCAUUUCCCUCACGGGCGUAUUGCGAAUGGACAAUUUUUCUUAUAAUUCAGCUUCACAAAAAAAAUCUCAGUUUCUUAUUAUAUCGUGGCCCUCUUCCAGGUUUUCGACAUGAAAUGGUGCUGGCUUAACUCUGGACCUUUCUAUUUCUUCGACUCCUAAGUGCCCCCUAAUUGGAAAAGUUAUUUUGAAAGACUUCAGUCUUUUUUUGAUAUGAACAAUAUAAUGCAUGUAUUUGAUCAUGUUAUAACUUAUAGUUUUUAUUUUGACCCCCACACGAGUCGCAAAAUACUUUAAGGUGUUUUAUCUGGGGGUCACAGGUGUCUUUACGAGGGUACCCGAACGAUAUGUUGAAUUUUGUAUUAAAAACAUUUCUAUAGAACUCGUAUGAAACAGGAUGAUUAGGAAAUUUGUUUUGAUAUAGUUUAUACAUUUUUGCAAUAUUAAGAUCUUUACUUAAAUAAAGACGAUCUGAUUUUUUGAGGCCAUAAUGGCUUUUGUUUCCCUGAAAUGAUUUACCACUUUAACUGCCAUGUGUACCAUAUAUGGACACAAGGAAUUUUAUUUCUCGGCCAUGUGUACACAUAUGAGACACAUGCAUUAGAAGGAUUUUCGGCCAUGUGUUCGUGGCUGGUACACAUCUAUUGUAUAUUUAAAUGGGAACAUCGAUGGGUCUGGCAUAGCAUUAUACUAUCAUAAAAUGGCCUUGACUUUUUUAGUUUUUAGAGGUAUAGCAAAUAAUACAAUAAACUUGAGAUAAGCAUUUAUUUUUUCAAUUUUUUAAAUGAAAAUUCAUAGUACAUAGGCAAAAAUAACAUAUUUUUUUUAUUAAAAAAGUAACUAAUAACGUCUGUUAAGAAUUUUUUUUUUUAGUUUUUUUUUUGUGCAAACAUGAUUGGCAAAGAAACAGUCCAAACACACAAAUGGGCUUCCUUUACAUCCAUUACAUACAUAAAUAAUUCUUUUGGUGUUCUUAACAGCAUAAUUUCUACCGUGUAGUUCGGAGUUUCUUUUGUAACAAGUCGUGCAUCUACCUCGUUUGUUAAGAGCAUUUUGAGUAAGCUCAUGUUUUUGUUGAACUUGUACGGGAAAGGGUGGUUUAUUCGUCUGUAAAAGUUGCAGGCACAGAUUCUCUUUGAAUUUUGGAACCGAAAUUUUAUUUUGGUUGAUUGAAUUAAAAAUAAUCAAAGAGUUCACCACUGAAGUGCCAGUUAUCAACUCAAAUGCCACCUUCCUGUACCAUUUGACGGACUUUCGUAAUGAGUUUGAGUAAGCUGUCAUCUGAUCUGACGUGUCCACAAAUGAUUUAGCAUUAUUAUACUCGAUAAUCGCGGCUGGUUUUCUUUUGGGGCCUUGGGACCAUAACUAUCUUUUCCGCAAUCGGUUGUCCAUUAAUUUUUUCUUUGCCGCAAUAUAUUUUUACCUUAUUUGUAUAACCCCCCGGCAAACAAAUUUUAAAAAGUUUUAUUCCAAACUUGUGACGCUUUCCUUUUAUGUAUUGUCUAAAGGACAGCUUUCCUCUAAACGGAAUCAUCGUCUCAUCAAUGCAGACACACGACUCCCGAACCAUACAACGAUAAAAAUUAGCGUUCAUUUUUAUCAACAAGACUUUGAACCUUGUGAAGUCUGUUAUUUUCAGGACGCUCGUCAUUGUUUGCUAAGUGAAACAUUCGUAAAAAUAAUUCAAAUCGAUUUCGGGGCAUAUAAUUGGAAAUUUCACUUUUAUAUAAUGGACUUCUGCGCCAGUAAUCAGGUAAUGAUGGCUUUGAGUCGAGUCCCAUCCAAAUAAGAAACGCUAUGAAUGUACGAAUUUCAUUGUAAUUAGUGUCUUUUCAUGAAUUUAGACGUGAAUCUUUCGUAAUCGCUUCGUUUAUUAUUGCGCUAAGAAUUUACGCAAGUGACUAGACAUUAGUAGAAAUAUCGUAAUGCUAGGCCUUGUGUACCAUAGGUGGGCACGGCAUUUUUUAUACAAAAAAUAAAAAAAACACAUUUUGUUUCAUGAUUUUUACUUAAAACAAAUAGAAAUAAAGUGUUUGAGACAAAAAAAAUAUUUUGGCCAACGAGACCCGUACAAUUUUUUUCUCAAAAUCAGCAUGGCAGUUAAAGUGUUAAUAUGGGUAACCACAUUUUCAUUCGUCUGGUCAGAAAUUUUUCUAGGUCGAUUUAAAUGCUUACCUCUCAAAUCAACAGCGGCCUUACUCGAUGUUUUUAGGAAUUUUUGCAAAUAUUCUAAUUUGGUUUUUGUAAUCCCAUGUAUUGCCAAAAAUGCCUUGUAGCAUACAUCGACUUCUAAAAUUGCAUUUUCUCUUACCACUUUGACACUAUAUGUAUAUGAAUUAGCAUGUAAUAGAGCUACAUUUUCAUCUUUUCGAGGACGUCUUCUUUUAAUAGAUUUAUAUCUUAUCAAACCACAUAAAUGUAAAUUUUGUUCAUUGUUUGAUGCUAAUAGAUUAAAGUUCUUCAAAAGUGUCUGCCUUUUUUCACUACUGGUUUUCUUGAAACAUCUCAGUCUUUUACACUUACAGUCAUUUCCUACUUCAUGACUGCUUACCUUUAUUUUCUUGUUUACAUCUGUAAUCCGUCCAUGUAUCUUUCUUUUCUUAAACUUUUCACUGUGUUGCUGCUGCUCACUAUUUUCAUUUUCUUUCAUGAUGCACUUUUUACUUUUAUAUUUUGUACAUUAAAACAUAACCUUAACGCUGUAAACCGCAAAAAUAUGCACGAAAAAUAUUCACUUGUUUACCCUUAGAAAGCAAAACAUAACUAAAAUUAGAACCGGUAAUCUGCAUCGUAGCGAUCUGUGGACAUUCCAUGUUGUUAUCAUUUUGCUAGUGGACAGUUCUUGUUUUUCCCCUGUAUCCGGUAUUUUAGACGCGGCUACUAACGGACUAUGCCGUGAUCUCCUACAGGAUAUGUCCUUAUAAUAAAAUAUAGACGUUUCUCUAGUAGAUGGCGACGCUAACUCAAUUUUUGAUAUAUUGUGACAUUCCUUUUUUUUCCCCUGUGGUCUUCAUAUAUAAUUGAGACUUAUUAGUAUUAUGACUUCUAUUAACAAAAUAAAAAGAGAACUGGACUAUUUUAACAUUCUUUUUGAUCACGUAAAACGUGUUUCAAAAUAGAAAAAAAUUAUAAAUACAUUAUACAUUAACUAAUAUAUGGUUUCCAUUAAAAGCAAACAUAACUUUGUUAUUUGUAAAAAUGACAACUGUCAUGCAAAAACUUUAAUCUACCCAAAACUUAAAUUACCUUCGAACAGAAUGACCACUUAAACUGUUUUGUGACUGCGAUCCCUCUACUAAACAUAAGAAAAUCUCUAUUUUAAGACCACUGCUCAGAAAUUGAGGCUUAUGACAUCUAAAAUGACUUGGUCAACGUCAAUGGUAUGUGAUAGAUAAAUUUUUGUCAUGACACCUUCUUUAUACAUAAUUAUAUAGUUACAUUUUCUUUCUUGUACAUACCAUAUUGUUUAUAAAAACCAAUAUACAACAUUGUAGUUUAAAUGUCACAUAUGUAGUUCUAAGUGAAUAGAUUUUUUAUGGGUUUCAUGUAGAUUAAUAAUGAAGCAUGGCUGAAGGCAGCUAUUAGCGGAAAUAUGUAAAAUAAAACGCCCCAUGUUUAUGUAUGUUUAUUAUGAAUUGUAUCAAUUCAUUAGCGACUAAUAUUUUUAAUAUUUAAAUUGCGUUGCUUUGAUAUAACGAGAAGAAACUGUUUUUAGUUUUUAUGUGGUGGACUCUGAUACUAAUAGCAAUUUGGUUUUCUUUAAAAAAAAUGUUAACUUAAUUCAGAGUUAAAGUAAAUGCUGAUCAUAGUUUUAAAGAGCCUUUAGAAUAAUUUUGUAAUUUGGAAAUCUCGUAGGAAAUAAGAGAGUAUUUUUAUUUUCCACCGGAGCCUCUGCAACGGAAAUUUGCCAUUUAAUAGUGUUCAAAAGAGAAUAUAUUAUUUUCUCGCUCUGAUCCUGACUAUUUGCCUAGAACGUAACUUGUCAGGGCUGGAGCGAGCCCAAAUUUACUUUUCAUAUCUAUAUAUCUUGUACAUAAUAAAAUAUUAUAUUAUAACUAUAUUAUACGAAUAUGUUGUGUUCUCUAGAUAUUUUCGUGAUUAUCGUAUAAAAAAAAAUCUUAAGUUAAGAUUAAAUUGUUUUUAUUUGAAACUGUGGUUAAAGAGAAUUAUUUGGUGCUUUAAAAAAAAAUCUUUAAAAAUUUUGUUUUUUCGACUGAAUAUUUAUAGCUUUUUUGUCGUUUUACUUUCACAAAUCCUUUGUAUUAAAAGUACACGUUUUCGCGUUCACAUUUAUUCACCCGGUAAUAUAUUUAUCUAAGCAGCAUUAUGAAUGUAAAACGUCAUUUUUUAUAAUUUUGGUAUAGUUAAAUUGUAAAAAUAAACCAUCAUUAGUUACA
This is a messenger RNA of Anthonomus grandis grandis, 20019 nucleotides long. RefSeq lists its product as uncharacterized. The transcript has 7 exons. The record is from RefSeq and is a predicted model, not a curated record. Lineage: Eukaryota; Metazoa; Arthropoda; Insecta; Coleoptera; Curculionidae. Bases 365 to 13930 code for a protein of 4521 amino acids.